AAACCAGAUGCUCGUACUACUGUUGGUAUAGAACCAGAUGCUACUGAUCCUUCUCCUACAGAACCAGCAACUCUACAGUCAGCUUCUCAUGAAGCAAAGCUAAAUGCUGCUACUAAAGUGACAACAACAUUACCACACUAUGUUGCUGCAACAACAGCUACGACAAUGAGAGAGAGUUUCUCAGGCAGAGAUUCCAGCUGCUGUGUUAAUUCAACAGGCGUCAGUACUACCACAAUGGAUGGAAAAUUCGACAAUAUACUUUUGCUCGUUGGAAUAGGGGGAGGCUCCUGCGUAUUGUUUCUACUAAUCGCUAUUCUAACUGCAACAGCAUGCUGUCUGUUACGACGGCGGAAACACAGAGAGACAAAUGGGGACUCAGUGAAAAAGGAGGGG
This is a messenger RNA of Geodia barretti, 393 nucleotides long. NCBI's taxonomy places the organism in Eukaryota, Metazoa, Porifera, Demospongiae, Tetractinellida, Geodiidae. The record is from the annotation of a GenBank genome assembly.